Callorhinchus milii (elephant shark) is the source of this 1014-nucleotide messenger RNA. Its product is annotated as nurim. The transcript has 4 exons. Lineage: Eukaryota; Metazoa; Chordata; Chondrichthyes; Chimaeriformes; Callorhinchidae. The coding region runs from base 7 to 846 and encodes 279 amino acids. The record is from RefSeq and is a predicted model, not a curated record. Gene Ontology annotation, cellular component: nuclear membrane.
UGGGCGAUGCCGGAAGUGGCGGUCGCUAUGCCGCCGCUCGGCCUGGCCGCUCAGGCCGCCUUUUCGCUGCUCAGUUUCUGUCUGGUUUUCAGCUGUGCCGCCAACUUCAUCAGCUUCGUGUCUCUGCGGCCGCUACAGCGGGAAAAGCCGAGGCCUGAGACAGGUGACGCCGGACACUAUGGCUGGAGCUCGAUCCUGCAGGACACGCGGGUUGUUGAGCCGCUCAGUCUUGACCUCAUUCUCCUUGGUCUCUUCAUUCUGCAGCACAGCGUCAUGGCCACUGUGACCGUCAGGAAGUGGACCUCAGCCUGGUUCGGGGUCCUGCAGAGAUCAGUGUACGUCCUGUGUACAGCAGCAGCUCUGCAGGUGCUGAUGAUGUACUGGCAGCCAGUUCUGGAGGGCCCUGAGCUGUGGAGUGUGAGAACCGAGCCUUGGAACAGCUGGGUGGUGCUCACAUGCUUUAUUAUCCACGUCAUCGCCUGGCUCAUCAUCAUCAGCAUUGCUCUGAUCUAUGACUACGCAGAGCUCAUGGGAGUCAAGCAGGUUUAUUAUCAUUGCUUGUCGCUGGGAGACCCGAUGGCAUUGAAGUCCCAGAAGGCGCAGCGUCUGUACUGCCACCUGCGACACCCUGUGUUCCUGGAGUUCCUGCUUGUCCUCUGGGUCGUUCCCGCACUCACCCUCGACCGUCUGCUCUUGGCCGCUGUCCUCAGCCUCUACUUGGUCUUUGGUCACAGCCUCGACCAGCAGGAUUACCGCUACCUCCGAGCUCAACUGGCCAAGAAGUUUGAAAUCUUCUCACGUGAGGAGACCUUCAGUGACCCCAUGGCUCUGAACGGAAGCCGGUAAACCCCAUGGGACAGAUGUGGCCUCGCUUUUUAACCGUGAUUUAUUCCCUGCAGAUUCUCAAAUCAAGGACUGGUAUCAGCCGGUUUCGUGCGUGACUCAGCAGCUAAUCACGGACUCGAGUUAAAGGUGUAACCUCUGAUUAAAAUACAUGAAACGGCCUGAUUUUCA